ACACCCAGUGUAGAUGGACCAUCGGAUUCCUUGUAUCCUGAGGAACCUCAGACUGUGCGGGACCGGGCCGGCCUUCCAACAGGGAAGAGGUUCUCCUGUACUGAGUGCGGGAAAUGUUUCAGUUAUAAAUCCAGUCUUAAUGUGCACAAAAGAUCUCACGGGGGUGAGAAACCAUAUUCCUGUCCUGAGUGUGGGAAAAUGUUUUUCAAGGAAGUUCAUUCUUACACACCCAUCAGAGAUCUCACACAGGGGAGAAGCCGUAUUCCUGUCCUGAGUGCGGAUCAGCGAUAUCAUACAGGUGAGAAGCCAUAUUCCUGUCCUGAGUGCGGGAAGAAAUUUUUUUCUAAAUCUAGUCUUAAUAUGCAUAAAAGAUCUCACACGGGGGAGAAGCCGUAUUCUUGUCCUGAGUGUGGGAAAAGUUUUUCACAGAAGUCCGAUCUGCACAUACAUCAGAGAUCUCACACGGGGGAGAAGCCAUAUUCUUGUCCUGAGUGUGGGAAAUGUUUUUUAAUGAAGUCCCAUCUUUCCACACAUCAGAAAUCUCACACGGGGAAGAAGCCAUAUUCCUGUCCUGAGUGUGGGAAAUGUUUUUCAGAGAUGUUCAACUUUAUACACAUCAGAGAUCUCACCGGGAGAAGCCACUUUCCUGUCCUGAGUGAGGGAAAUGUUCCUCACUGA
Molecule: messenger RNA, 678 nt
Organism: Staurois parvus
Lineage: Eukaryota; Metazoa; Chordata; Amphibia; Anura; Ranidae
Source: the annotation of a GenBank genome assembly